AAUACAUCACUAAACGCAUCGAUUUACGAGCAGGAACUAACGAUUUAGUCAGUAUUAGUGCACAGAACGCCCUUAUUUCGUGACCAAACAGGGAAACGAAAGUCCAUAACCAGUUUAAACCUCGCUUUUUAUUACUGUGUCUAUCGCGUUUCAAUGGCAGCCGACGAAAGCGUUUUUCUGAGGGCGAAGGACCGGAGUUAUAAGGGGCUUACAGAAGAUGAACAGAAGGAAUGGAGCGGGCCCUUUUAUUUCAUCCAGGCUGCAGACCCACAGCUUGGCCUGAUGAAGGCAUGGAGGAUUGGUGAUUGUGAUUCAGGAGGCGAUGAGUGGGAUGAAGAGGUCCAGCUCACAAAGCAGGCAGUGCAGGCCAUCAACAAACUCCAGCCCAAACCUCGCUUCAUAGUGCUGUGUGGAGAUCUGGUCCAUGCUAUGCCAGGAAGUCCGUUCAGAGAACAGCAGAUAAAGGACCUGAAAGAUGCCCUGCGAGGCACCGACCCGCACAUUCCUCUUGUGUUCGUCAGCGGAAACCACGACCUCGGCAAUGCUCCCACUCCAGACACUGUGGAGCAGUUCUGCCACGAAUGGGGCGAUGAUUACUUCAGUUUUUGGGUGGGUGGCGUGCUGUGCCUGGUGUUGAACUCUCAGUUCUUUUUUGACUCAUCAGGCUGUCCUGAGUUAAUGGAGGCCCAUGAGGUCUGGCUGGAGAACCGGUUACAGAUGGCAGUUCAGACCCCGUCUCGACAUGUGCUUGUCUUCCAGCACAUUCCACUCUUCCUUCGCACCCCUGAUGAAGAAGACGACUAUUUCAACCUGCAGAGGGGGAUCAGAGAGCACUUGAUCCAGAGAUUCAAACGGGCAGGGGUGAAAGCUGUGUUUUCCGGCCACUACCACAGGAAUGCAGGAGGAUGCCAUGAUGGACUGGAUAUGGUGGUGAGCUCAGCAGUUGGUUGUCAGUUAGGAGAUGACACUCAUGGUGUUCGAGUGGUGGUAGUCACUGAAAACAACAUCAUCCAUCGCUACCAUAGUCUUGACCAGUUAUCUAAAAGAGGAAUGGAUGAAGACCUGAAGAAAUUGCUGCUUUAAAUUUACGCCAGUAAUCAAAUGGCUGUAUCUCCAUACUCAACAGAAAAGCGAGACAUUAUUUGUACAUUUAAAACAUUCAGGUGUUUUUUUUUUUUAUACAAGAUUUGCGUUCGGAAUACAUUAGCAAGCAUUAAAAUCUCAAACCAGUUUGAUCUUUGAUACUCGCGUCAUCUGUCUCCACACUUUAAUCAUGCAAAUGUCUCUGAGAAUUCCUUAAACACUGGAGUUAAAUCACCUCAUCAUAGUAAUGGAGUGAGGAGAUGCUAGGGUACAAUGGUAGUUUAAUAGCGCUGAACAUUUUGGAUGACAGUUUGAUGAGUUCACUCCUUGCUCCUCUCUGCUCAUUACUCUUUUCCGUCUCGGAGAGGAGGAAAGAGGCAAUCUCCAUGGCAACGAUUGAAAGACGUGGCAGCGGUGACCGGGACAUCGAGUCACUUGUUCUGUGGGUGGAUCACCAAAAACAUAAUUGCUGACCUCACCUCACACUUGGACUCAGAAGCGUCGAAAGUAGCUGAAAUGUUUGACUGAUAAUCUUAGGCUGCGUCGAUGGAGAAAGUAAGGCCUUUUUUUUGUUUGUUUGAAUUCUGCCCGUGACCUCAUAACUUUCCUUAGCAGUGUCAUGUUAAAAUGAAACAAGAUGUUUUCCAGUUUUCUCAGGAUAUAGUCAUGUAAUAUUGAUGUGUAAUGUCUAAUGCUGUGAUCAUACUAGAAGGGGUUCAAAAGUUUAAAGUUUUGUCAUGAAUUAUGCAGUUGACAUUCAGUUUCAGCGGAAAGUUAAAUGAAAAGUGAUGACAUGAUUUUGGGAAUGUCUUCGAAUUUGAUUUAUGCUGUUUAAUGAUGGUGCUGCGUGAACAUCUGACUAUCUGUGCAGAGGAGUUCCUAUGAUUAGCUUUGCUAAUUUACGGUGACAUUUUAUAAUAUUCAUAACAUGAACUGUAAUUUAUUAA
Molecule: messenger RNA, 2030 nt
Organism: Danio rerio (zebrafish)
Lineage: Eukaryota; Metazoa; Chordata; Actinopteri; Cypriniformes; Danionidae
Gene: cpped1
Product: calcineurin-like phosphoesterase domain containing 1
Cellular component (GO): cytoplasm
Molecular function (GO): hydrolase activity; protein serine/threonine phosphatase activity
Source: RefSeq, marked provisional